Carassius carassius (crucian carp) is the source of this 1843-nucleotide messenger RNA. It is a transcript of the gene tnfsf10l3, whose product is annotated as tumor necrosis factor (ligand) superfamily, member 10 like 3. Bases 332 to 1324 code for a protein of 330 amino acids. Gene Ontology annotation, biological process: immune response. The record is from RefSeq and is a predicted model, not a curated record. Gene Ontology annotation, molecular function: tumor necrosis factor receptor binding. The transcript has 5 exons. Gene Ontology annotation, cellular component: membrane. Lineage: Eukaryota; Metazoa; Chordata; Actinopteri; Cypriniformes; Cyprinidae.
UUUAUUAUUUUAUUAUUUGAUUACAGCCUCUAAACAGCGCGUAGGUGAAAACUGUACUGCACAUGUGAUGUGUAGCCUAACAGGGGAGGCAUGAGGCGGUGUCUAAAGGAAAACCGAGAGGGCAGGAUGGAGAGCGGAUGAUGAUAGCCUACUCACGCCAGUCUGUCUUCAGACUCCGUCAGCUGUCGCUUAAACUCGAAGGACUUAGGCCCACUGGAACCUCAAUUUGCCAUUAAGAUGAUAUCCUUGUCAUUCAAAUCUAUUUAUCACUUCGUACUUCUUGUGUGUGGUGGUAGGUGAAGAAGUCAAGCUCCUUUAGUGAGUCUCAGAGAUGGACACGGACUCCGCAGCCCCUCCUCAGCGCGUGCAGGAGUCACUCGACACGAGCGCCGCCGCAUCCGAAGGCAACUCCGAAUAUUUACAGUCUGUUAGUACCGAAUCGAGCUCAUUCAUCAUGGUUCAGCCCAAAAAUCGUCUCGAAGUGCCAUCCAGGUUGUGGGUGACAACGGUUGUGGUCAUCGUGAUUGUCCUUCAAGUAGCCUCGACCACAGGGCUCUUCAUAUACUUGAACAUGUCAGUGGCACAGGCUCGGACACUAGGUGUGGUGGAGGAAGUGAGGUGUCUUGGUCUUCUGAACGCUCUGGAGAAAGAGCAGGAUGUUCCUGAUGACCUGGUCCAGCUCUUUGGUGAGCCGUGCAUCAAACUGGCCGAAGGACUCAAAGCCUACAUCUCCAAGGUCACAGAAACCAUCAUCUCCAAACACACCUUUGAAGAAAGAGUCACUAUCCCUCCACGUACAAAAUUACUCACCACUGCUAGCCGACGGCCAUCGGCUCAUCUUACCCUCAGAGACAGUGGACUGCAGGGUACAACAUCCUUAACCCCUCAGACUGACCUUCACCAGUCCUGCCGCCAUCCCGUUCGUUCCUGGGGGAACCAGAGUUUUGGCUCCCACCUGCACAACAUGACCGUGUCCAAUGGACGCCUGCGAAUCCCUCGGGCAGGCCGCUACUACCUGUACGCCCAAAUCUACUUCCGUUAUCUCACCCUCUCCAUCAACGAUUACCACUCGGGCUCCGUCAGUCACCAGGUGGUGCAAUGCGUCUACAAGAAGACCGCCUACGCCCGCCCAAUUCAGCUCCUGAAGGGUGUGGGCACCAAAUGCUGGUCUCCAGAUAGCGAGAACGCCCUUCACUCCAUCUACCAGGGAGGCCUAUUCGAACUUCGUGCAGGUGAUGAGAUCUUCAUCUCCGUGUCUUCUCCCACAGCUGUGUAUGCAGAAGACUCCUCCAGCUACUUUGGGGCCUUCCUGUUUGACCUCUGAGGGACCCAGUUGGGGCAUGUGGUCUUAUUCUAAGGGAAAGGAAAAUGUUCCUUUCAGAAGGCCCCACACGAGAAGAACAGAUACUCCACCAUCUAAUGGGUUCAAAAGACCAAACAACUCAGAAAACCAUCUAGUUAUUGUGGUCUGAGCACCAUAUGACCUUUCAGAUUAAAGAUUCAGUAGAGUGAUUGACUCCCAUCUGAAUGGGAAGAUCAUGAGCAUAUCUGUGAAGGCUUUGGAAAGUUUCCUAGAAAGAAGGAAAACCUGAAAAUGGGGACUCACAAUUUAACCACAUAAAAAGCCUAAAUAAUACUUUAAAAUGAAGAUUUUAACCUUCAACAAAUGCACGAAACGUUGUGCAGGCUGCUACUUGUGCACGCAAACCAUGGCAGAUGUUUUUUCAUUGUUAUACUGUUUAUACUGGUCAUUCUUUCCUUAAAAUACUGUCUGGGACAGUGUGACCAAUCAUGGCCAAGAAGACUCUAGUUAAUUAAAGGAAGCGCUAUGCCACAUGCACUU